AAAAAUGCUGGAAAAAAUCAAAAUUGAAUCAAUCUGAUCAACAAACGAAGGGAAAAAUAAUAGAGAUUAGAGAGAGAAAGAGAGAGGAAGAAGGAGAGAAGGAGAAACUUCCUCUGAGGCCGUAGUUGAGACUGAGAUCGGCGUUCGCUUCGACUCUCCGUCUUAUCUGAAUCAAUCGAAUUCGCCGCGGGAAGAAUGGGAGAGGUAGCGCGUGGAGGUUGUUGUCCUCCGAUGGAUCUGUUCCGUUCGGAGCCGAUGCAACUGAUUCAGUUAAUCAUUCCCAUCGAAUCCGCUCACUGCACUGUUUCCUACCUCGGUGACCUUGGCCUUCUUCAGUUUAAAGAUCUCAAUUCAGAGAAGAGCCCCUUUCAACGAACUUAUGCAACUCAGAUAAAAAGAUGUGGAGAGAUGGCUCGUAAAUUGCGUUUCUUCAAGGAGCAAAUGUUUAAGGCAGGUGUUUCACCAAAAGGUUCCACAACACAGUUUGAUGUGAACAUCGAUGACCUUGAGAUAAAACUUUCAGAAAUUGAGUCUGAGUUAACUGAGAUGAAUGCAAAUGGUGAAAAGUUGCAACGCACAUACAAUGAACUUGUUGAGUAUAAGCUUGUUCUGCAGAAGGCUGGUGACUUUUUCCACUCAGCUCAAAGCCGUGCCAUCGAGCAGCAAAGAGAAUAUGAAUCACGCCAUCUGAGUGGGGAUUCUAUGGAAGUACCUUUAUUACAGGACCAAGAAUUACCAGGUGAUUCAUCAAAGGCAGUUAAGUUGGGAUUUUUAGCAGGUCUUGUUCCCAGGGAAAAGUCCAUGGCAUUUGAGAGAAUUUUAUUUCGUGCUACUAGAGGCAAUGUGUUUUUGAGGCAGACUGCUGUUGAGGAUCCGGUUACAGACCCUGUUUCUGGAGAAAAGACUGAGAAAAAUGUUUUUGUCGUCUUCUACGCCGGUGAAAAAGUGAAAGCCAAGAUUCUGAAAAUCUGUGAUGCCUUUGGUGCCAAUCGAUACCCCUUUGCUGAGGAACUUGGAAAACAAGCUCAAAUGAUUACAGAGGUUUCUGGAAGGCUUGCAGAAUUGAAGACCACCAUAGAUGCUGGACUUUUGCACCGAGUUAACUUGCUGGAAAAUCUUGGGACUCAAUUCGAGCAAUGGAAUCUUUUGGUGAGGAAGGAGAAAUCCAUCUACCAUACCCUGAACAUGCUGAGCCUUGAUGUGACGAAAAAAUGUCUAGUGGCUGAAGGGUGGAGUCCUGUUUUUGCAACAAAGCAGGUCCAGGAUGCAUUACAGCGGGCUUCAAAGGACUCUAACUCCCAAGUCAGUGCCAUUUUGCAAGUUUUGCAUACCAGAGAGUUGCCACCUACCUACUUUCGCACGAACAAAUUUACGUCUUCAUAUCAAGGAAUUAUAGACUCAUAUGGGGUUGCUAAAUAUCAAGAGGCAAAUCCUACUGUGUUUACUGUAGUUACCUUUCCGUUUCUUUUCGCUGUAAUGUUUGGUGAUUGGGGGCAUGGAAUAUGUUUACUACUGGCAGCUCUAUAUUUCAUAAUCAGGGAGAAGAAACUUUCUAGCCAGAAGCUUGAUGACAUCACGGAGAUGACUUUUGGGGGUCGCUAUGUUAUUUUCAUGAUGUCACUCUUCUCAAUCUACACUGGCCUGAUCUAUAACGAGUUCUUUUCUGUUCCAUUUGAACUCUUCGGCCCCUCUGCAUAUGAGUGUCGUGACCUUUCUUGCAGGGAUUCUACCACAAUAGGGCUGAUAAAAACGCGUCGCACUUACCCUUUUGGAGUGGAUCCUGUAUGGCAUGGUACACGCAGUGAAUUACCAUUCCUAAACUCUUUGAAAAUGAAAAUGUCAAUUCUUCUUGGAGUUGCUCAAAUGAACCUUGGAAUUAUAAUGAGCUAUGCCAAUGCCAGGUUCUUUAAGAACCACGUAAAUGUAUGGUUCCAAUUUAUCCCCCAGGUGAUAUUUCUUAACAGUCUAUUUGGCUACCUAUCCCUCCUUAUUAUUGUGAAGUGGUGCACGGGUUCUCAAGCUGAUUUGUACCAUGUAAUGAUCUACAUGUUCCUGAGCCCAACAGAUGAUUUGGGCGAGAACCAACUCUUUGUGGGUCAGAAAAAUCUUCAGCUCGUGCUUCUGCUUCUGGCUGGUGUCGCCGUGCCCUGGAUGCUUUUGCCAAAACCCUUUAUUUUGAAGAAACAACACGAAGCUGUAUGCUUGCUUUUAUUAUGUUUUCCAUUUGUUCUUUCCUGGAACUUUCAUUUUGCUCUCGAUCUAAUGUUUAUUAUGUUAAUUCAGACGCACGGGGAUGACUCCUAUGCACCACUUCCAAACACGGAGGAAAGCUUGCAAGUGGAAUCAAAUCAUGAUUCCCAUGGUCAUGCGGAAUUUGAGUUCAGUGAAAUUUUUGUACAUCAACUCAUACACACUAUAGAAUUUGUACUUGGAGCAGUAUCUAAUACAGCUUCUUACCUUCGUCUGUGGGCCCUUAGUCUUGCUCAUUCAGAGUUAUCAAGUGUAUUCUAUGAGAAGGUUCUGCUUAUGGCAUGGGGGUACAAUAAUGUGGCUAUUCUGAUAGUGGGUCUCCUUGUUUUCAUUUUUGCAACUGUUGGAGUGUUACUUGUGAUGGAAACUCUGAGUGCCUUCUUGCACGCAUUGAGGCUUCACUGGGUGGAGUACCAAAACAAGUUUUAUGAAGGAGAUGGUUACAAGUUCCACCCUUUCUCGUUCACAUUGCUAGACGAAGAGGAUGAGUUGAUAUAAAAUCAUUUAAAUAAGAAUGAGAAGUUAUAUAGCUUCGAACAAGUAUUGAUUCUUUCAUUUGCUGUAUCUAGUCAGUGACUACCCGAUUGGUAUUUGCGGUAUUGUAUAUGAUGGAAUCCUGGGAGCUUUUUCUUCCGACAUCAUGCCGUAUCUUGUCUAUUUAUUCGUUGUGGUAAUAAAUAUAUCCCAGUUAGUGGUGUAACUUUCUAUCAGAUACUAGGCAGGCGCGUUUCACUAAAAAAAUAUACUGGGCUUUCGCCAACUGUAAUAAUUAUUACUUUCAAAAUAAAUUAUUUUUAUGAAAAAUAGUGUUAUAUUGA
Messenger RNA from Lathyrus oleraceus (garden pea), 3068 nucleotides. Its product is annotated as V-type proton ATPase subunit a2. The coding region runs from base 196 to 2748 and encodes 850 amino acids. The transcript is spliced from 17 exons. Gene Ontology annotation, molecular function: proton-transporting ATPase activity, rotational mechanism; ATPase binding. Gene Ontology annotation, cellular component: vacuolar proton-transporting V-type ATPase complex; vacuolar proton-transporting V-type ATPase, V0 domain. Gene Ontology annotation, biological process: vacuolar acidification; proton transmembrane transport. The record is from RefSeq and is a predicted model, not a curated record. Lineage: Eukaryota; Viridiplantae; Streptophyta; Magnoliopsida; Fabales; Fabaceae.